Molecule: messenger RNA, 1638 nt
Organism: Nicotiana tabacum (common tobacco)
Lineage: Eukaryota; Viridiplantae; Streptophyta; Magnoliopsida; Solanales; Solanaceae
Product: GABA transporter 1-like
Source: RefSeq, a predicted model, not a curated record
UUCCAUACUGUCAUAAUUUUCUUAAAUCAUCUCCAUAUCAUCUCCACUCCUUUAAAGAACAAAAACAUUAAAAAGAGAAGGGAGAGGUGGUGUUGUUAAAAAGAGAAGGGAGAGGUGGUGUUUUGGAGAAGAUAUAUAUAAACAAAUAGUAGUGUACAUAUAAUUAUAUAUACACAUAUUAUUUGCUAAAGAGAGAAGAUGGGAACGGUUGGAGAAAAAGAUAUUAAGAUCAGUAGAGUUUCUUCACAUGAUCAUGGAAAAGAGCUUGAUGCUGGUGCCCUCUUUGUUCUUAAAUCCAAAGGAUCAUGGGUGCAUUGUGGUUACCACUUGACAACUUCAAUAGUAGCUCCUCCUUUGUUAAGUCUUCCUUUUGCCUUUGUUUCACUUGGAUGGUGGGGCGGUAUCCUGUGUCUUGUCAUCGGAGCUCUGGUCACAUUUUACUCAUAUAACCUCUUGUCUAGGGUUCUCGAACACCACGCUCAGCUCGGCCGCCGCCAUCUCCGGUUCCGCGACAUGGCCAACGACAUUUUAGGACCAAGGUGGGGCAAAUAUUAUGUGGGACCAAUUCAAUUUAUGGUAUGCUAUGGUGCUGUCAUAGGUUCCACUCUUCUGGGAGGACAAUGUAUGAAAGCAAUAUAUUUGUUGUUAAACCCAAGUGGGACUAUGAAGCUAUAUGAAUUUGUAGUCAUAUUUGGAGGCCUAAUGUUGGUCUUAGCUCAAAUGCCAUCUUUUCACUCACUUAGGCAUAUCAACUUGAUUUCUCUGCUACUUUGCCUUGCCUAUAGUGCUUGUGCCACAGCUGGUUCCAUUUACAUAGGAAAUUCAUCUAAGGGACCAGAGAAAGACUAUUCGAUCAAUAGCGAUAAGGAAACGCGCAUUUUUGGCAUUUUUAAUGCAAUUGCUAUUAUUGCCACCACAUUUGGAAAUGGCAUAAUUCCUGAAAUUCAGGCAACAAUAGCGCCGCCGGUGAAAGGGAAGAUGUUUAAAGGGCUAUGCAUUUGUUACGCCAUGCUAUCAACAACUUUUUUCAGUGUAGCCAUUUCUGGAUAUUGGGCAUUUGGGAACAAAGCUGAGGGCCUCAUUCUCAGCAACUUUACACAUAAUGGCCAGAAUCUUGUCCCAAAGUCAUUUAUCUUCAUCACUAACAUUUUCACCAUUCUCCAAUUGUCCGCUGUUGCUGUGGUGUAUUUGCAGCCAACAAAUGAAGUACUAGAGAGAACAUUUGCUGAUCCAAAGAGCAGUGAAUUUUCUACCAGAAAUAUAAUUCCAAGACUAAUAUCUCGAUCAGUUUCAGUAAUCAUAUCGACUACAAUAGCAGCAAUGCUUCCAUUCUUUGGAGAUAUAAAUGCAGUGAUUGGAGCAUUUGGUUUCUUGCCUCUUGACUUUGUGUUGCCUGUUAUCUUCUACAACUUGACAUUCAAACCAUCAAAGAGAAGACCUAUUUUCUGGUUUAACAUGGCAAUAGCCCUUGUUUUUUCAGUCUUAGGAGUCAUAGCUGCUGUUGCUGCAGUCAGACAAAUUAGUCUUGAUGCCAAAACAUAUCGAUUAUUCGCAAAUGUCUAAGCAAAUGAACUAGUCCUAUGAUAGUAUCAUUUUCUUCUAUUCAAAUUAUAACUAGUCGUAGGACAUCUUGCUGCC